Molecule: messenger RNA, 5561 nt
Organism: Astyanax mexicanus (Mexican tetra)
Lineage: Eukaryota; Metazoa; Chordata; Actinopteri; Characiformes; Acestrorhamphidae
Product: armadillo repeat-containing protein 1
Exons: 6
Coding region: 980-1822 (280 amino acids)
Molecular function (GO): protein binding; metal ion binding
Source: RefSeq, a predicted model, not a curated record
AUUUUGCUCAGAUAUUUGACAAAAUGCACUUUUCCAUAUUUGCCCAAAAUCAGAAAAAAAACUAAGAAAGCGGUAUAUCCUUUUGGUGAAAAUUUUGACCAAUUAUGAAACCUUGGUUUUUUUUAUGAAAAAUGACUCAAAUGAGUAAGAAAAUGCAUGGGCAUGGUAAAUUGGACCAAAUUUAUACCAAUAUAGACCAAAUACUCAGCAAACAUUAGCAGUAAUGCUAGCACCUUUACUGCCCAAAACUUGGUUGCUGUAGGAAAAUAGAAACAUACAGGUACGUUUUAUUUGUUUUUCUAACAAAAUCCGUUAAUCUUCUUCCCAGAGUUAUAGAAAAAUCCAGAAUAAGUAGUUAAUUGCUAUUUUUAAUUAGAGCUUUUAGCCGUUUAGCUUUAUUCAUCCCAUUCAUUUUGAACUCACUCGCGGGCUCCCUCUAGCGGUGCGGAGUCAUAUUCUGAUAUAACGGGGGAGUGGGCAGGCUCUCCACAAACCGGCUCUGUGAGAGGAGGAUGCUGAGGAUGAAGGCAGUCAGUCCGUGGGCUGGUAGUGUCAGUUAUUAAAAAUAUAACUAAUAUUAUAUAUAUAUAAUCUUGUGAUUUAAAAUAGAUAUUGUGUAUUUAGGCACAUUUUGUUGGUAGCUCUGUUGCUGGGUGUGACGAUGCACGAGUGUAUGUUUUGUAUUGCCUGUACACAGAUGGGCGUAUAGCGUGUAGUAAUAUGUAUAAUAAUAUGUAAUUGGAAUAUUGAGUAUAUACUGUCAGUACUGAUUUACAUAAUCUCCUCUAGCGGUUCUCUUGUGUCUGUAAAUAUAUGUUGUUAUGAUAAUAGUUAUAAAAUGUGCGCUGGUUCUGGUUGAGGUAGUAUAUGGUGGUGUUAAUUGGUGUAUGUAGAGUCAGAGAGCGUGUAGAGCGGCCGCUCCUCGGGCAGGUGUAGUAGUGUAUAUGAGGCUGGUGGACAGGGCGGCAGCAGCAGCAGUAUGGCCGCGGAGCCGGACGCUCUAGCCGUGGUGAAUCAGCUGAGGGAGCUGACCGCCGACCCCCUGAACCGCCGGGCCAUAGCCGAGGACCAGGGCUGCAUACCCGGCCUCAUCUUAUUCCUGGACCACUCCAACCCUGAGGUUGUCUACUCAGCUCUACAGGCUCUUCGGUACCUGUCUGAGUGUCGUGCCAACAGAGAGAAGAUGAGUGGAGAAUUCGGGAUGCUGCUGAGUCUACAGAACAUUGUUGAGAAGACAACAACGCCUGGGGAAACACGGCUUCUGGCGUCGGAGGUGUAUGAGCUGUUGAGGAACGCUGGAGCAGACGGAGGAGGAGAAGACGAGCGGGGUGAAGAGACGGCCUCCUGCAGACGCAAAGCACAGUUUUUCCUCGGCUCGUCCAACAAACGAGCUAAAACUGUCACGCUGCACAUCGACGGCCUUGAUGACUCGGAGCGCAGGACUCUCUGUGAGGAAGUUCUACUGAGGAUUCGAGGUGUGAUCAGCUUUACUUUCCAGAUGGCAGUGAAGAGAUGCAUCGUUAGGAUCAGAUCUGACCUGACUGCUGAGACUCUGGGCAGUGCUAUAGCUUCCACUAAGGUGCUAAAAGCUCAGCAUGUGGUGAAAACGGAGAACGGCGAGGAGGUGCUGAUUCCAUUCCAUGAGGAAGGUGAAGAGGAAGAUAACGCCCCUGUGAGCAUCAACCUGCCAGAAUACCUGUCGGAGGACGACAGUCCGAGUGUUGAGAAGGAGAAGGUCCUGAGUCGGGUCGGUUCUGCCAGUGAAGGCAGUGGCUGGCUGGCCUCGGCCACUAACUUCCUCUCUAGGUCAUUCUACUGGUGAAUAUUUGGUGUUCUCCUGAGAUUACCACUUUCUGACCAGAACAGUAAGAUUUCACCAUAUUCUUACACUGACGAUCGACAGUGAAGCUUUUCUGUGCAGAUCUGCUGCAGGUAGAGAUUCAGAACACAUGCCCAUAUUCUUUAAUACCCAAGAAGGACAGGGAUGGCAUUAAUUAGAGCACUGGGAUAUUGAUGACAGGGUUGUGGGUUCAAGACCUUGGUUCGGCAAGCUGCCACUGUAGGGUCUGCUAUGCAGCAAUGGCUUCUCACCAUUUGUGUGCUCACUGUUUAUCACUGUGUGUUUUUGUGCCCACUAGUGUGUAUGUGUGUGUUCACUGCACAGGUUAAAGGUUAAAGGUUUAGGCCAAAUUCCAACUGUGUUCAACACAAUACGGUGAAUAUGGUUGUCUAGUCUUGUCUUAACUUUCAUGUACUUAUGAAAGUCUUCAACCUUCCCUCUUUCUUGACACUAAAAAACAGGAUGAAAAUGAUCUGUAAUAAGUAGAUCUGCAACGAUUAGUCGAUAUAAUCGACAAUGUUGAUUAUUUAGAUUUGUCGACUACAAAUUUAAUUGUCGACUAAUCGUUAAUUUGUAACAGUACUCACCAUUUAUCAGUACUUUUCACAUUUAAACAACAUCUAGACAUUAAAAUCCCUUUUAAAUCUCACGAUCAGCUGUUUCUAUAAUUUUCAGAGCUAGAGGACAUGGCAGAAAUAAUCGCUGACUAGCGACUAAUCGUGAAAAUUAUCUGCAUAUUAGUCGACUACCAAAAUAAUCAUUAGUUGCUUCCCUAAUAAUAAGAAUAUUGGACUUUCAGGGGACCAUUUUAAUACUUUUUCAAUGCAUUGUAUAUAUACACACACACCAAUCAAUUUUUUUAAUAAGAUUAUACAAAUACAGGGUUCAGCCUGAUUUGAUUAAACAUUCCUGGGAGAUUCUUGCCCAUCUUGGCAUCCUUCAGAUUUUUUUUCUUUCUCUGAAAAUGCCGUUCUACUGUUUAUUCCAUACUGGUUCUAGUUAAGUCACUACUGAUGAACACUGAACUAAUUUUCAAGUUUUUGAAACCAUUGAAGGUGACUCUUGUUUGUGACAUGGAGCACUAUCAUGCUGGAAAUAGCCAUCAGAAGAUGGGCAAACUGUGGUCAUGAAGGGAUGCACAUGGUCAGCAUCAAUACGGGAACAGACUGUGGUAUUCAAGUGAUGUUUGACUGUUUUUUUGGGGCCCAAAGUGUGGCCAGAAGACAUUCCCAACACUGUACGACCACUUACACCAGUCUGGAUUGCUAACAAAAGAAAGAUAUUGAUGCCAAAUUACAACUUUACCGUCUGUGUGCCUCAGACUGGGCUAUGUGUCUCCAGUGUUCAGCAGUCCAGUUUUGGUGUGGCUGUGCUCACUGCAGCCUCAGCUUUCUGUUCUUGGCAGACAAAAGUGGAACCCAGUGUCAUCUUUUGCGUCUCAGGAUUCACUUGAUGUGUCUCACUUGUGGGCUAGUGGGUCAUGGCGAAGAACCAUCUCAGAGACCACAGCUAAACUAGAGCUUUUAUUUCUCAAGACAUUUUAUGGUCAGGUGUGGUCUCUUCACUUUUUAUUUUAUGACAAAUCAUGGAGAUAAAAGCUGUGUUUACUGAAGUUGUUUAUAAAUGUUGAUUUUUUUUAAGCACGAGCUGUUCCUGGGAGUUUUUUUAUUAUACAUUCCAUAGAGGUUAGGAUAUAAGUGAAGAAGACACUACUGAAAACAAGACACUAAACCUAUCAGGAGAUUUAGAGCAGAAGUGCACUGAUGAUUUUAAUCCAAUGAUUAAAAAUAAUUGUGUUAAAAUUGUGUAUGUCUUAUGCUAUAUUUCUCAUGUUUUGUUGAUCUGUUUUUGCUUGUAAAAUCACUACAUGACAUUAAAAUACUGUGAAUGCAUAUCUACUAGAAAUGCACCGGAAUUAAAGUUUUUGUUCAAAAUCGAACAAAACAAAACAGUUGGCCAAAGCUAGAUUUUUUAUUUAUAUUUUUUCCCAUUUUCUUCCCAAUUUACAUGGCCAAUUACCCAACCCACUCAUUAGGACUCCCCCUAUCACGAGUAAUGCCAGGAGGGUGAAGACUAGCACAUGCCUCCUCUGAUACAUGUGAAGUCAGCCACCGCUUUUUUUCGAGCUGCUGCUGAUGCAGCAUUGCCGAGCAGCCAGCGCACUCCCGGUUCUGAUAUAUCAGCUCACAGACACCCUGUGUUGCAGACAUCACCCUAGGAAAGCGUCACCUACCCACCCAGAGGGAGCAAGGCCAAUUUUUCUCCCUGUGAGUGCCGGAAGCUUGAUGCCAAAGCUGCAUGUGAGGGGGUUCGAAUCGAGCUUGUAGUGGCAGCGCUUCAGACCGCUGGACCACUCGGCGCCCCAACAUUCUCAGUGUUAACCCUGGCAAGUCUACUGUGUACUAACAACUAGUGCUACUCUAAUAAUGAAUUUGCUUCAGCAGUGUAAAUUUAGUUGUAAAUGUACCUCAGCAGUGCUACUCAAUAAUUUCACCCACUGCUGUUGUUCAACCAUCUGCGUCUCACCGCUAUCAGAGGUACACUGCCACUGCUGCAGCUCAGCCAGUCAGCUCUCCCUCCUGCCCUGCCUCUAAACCCAUACAUCACCCAGUUCCCCCUCCCAAACUUCUACUCCCAUAAUUAAGCAUUUUUUUUAAUAUGAGCAGAGGGUGGAGUCAGCAAGAACCAGGGGGUUUAAGGUAGCUUAGAUAAAGUUACUAAGACUUGUGCAGCUUGUAUUAUUUUGAUGGAAAACAGAGAGUUUGUGAAAAGUAAAAAACGAAUACAGAGUGGGAUGAGUGAUGCUCCGCGUUAUUUUGUAACAUUUGUGUGAGUAAUGAGUAGAAAAAAACUUUAAGCUGAUGUUUGGUCUCUCCCUCACUCUCUGUCGACACUAAAAAUAGCAGUGCUCUGGUAUGCAGCACCACCGUGGGAGAAGGCCACCACUGCUUAAAAAAUGCUAAUAAUAUUAAACUAAAUUGCCCAUUAUUCAGUGUGAUUUAUUCUUCUUUUCCCAUAUUUGGCCAAAUAAUGAGAUUGCUAAAAAAAAGUACUAUAUAUACUAAUACUUGGUUUUGGUGCAUUCUUACAUACAGUGCAAUUCAGUACAAAAUAAAUAUAAUUUUUUUUUUUAAUUUACAAAAAAAAAAAAUACAUUAAAAUUUUAUGUAUUAUUUGAAAAAAAAAAUCCAUAAGCAACACUUACCCCUGGUCUAAUUCGAUGAAGGACUACUCGGGUACAGUUUGGUAACUCUAAAUACUAGGCCUUCUGAUAUGUUUUGAAGUGGCUAUGCUAAAAUACAGAGAAGCAUAAAUUCAUGUUUUUGUUAUUUUCUUAGAAUAAAUGCAAACAAACAAACAAAUAAAUAAAUAAAUCUAUGUUACUGUUAUGUCUCACAGAUACAGAUAUAUAUAAUCACAGUCUGUGGUGUACUAAAUGUGCACAGCACUGUAUUUAUUCACUAAACAGAAGAUCCUUCCAGAUCCAAGAACAGGAGCUGACUGCCUGCGUGUCUUGUAUAGGGGGUUUGUACAGAACAGAACUUUAGUAUGUCCGAUGUAUGGCUAAAGUAAAAUAUGUAAUCAAUGUACAUUUUUUUUUCAGCAGCUGUGUGACUAAUAAAUGUGUUUCCCCUACACAUUAUUUAUUUACUGGUGCACAAAGUGAAACUGUGUACUCUUUUCAUAUGUGUGAUGAGUGAAAUAAAGAUUUUGCAGUUUU